AUCUGUUUUUAUUAAUUACUAAUAAUAUUUUAUAAUAAAAGGGGUAUUGGGAUUUAAAAUUCACGUUUUUUUCUAUGCAUUUCUCUGUACUUUAUAAUGCACUUUUUCUGUGAGAUGUUUAUUGUCCUGAUUUAGAAUAGAUCACUAACGUCAUGCGUGACUUUCACCACAGCAGCUCCGUGUGCAAACACACCAACUAGAGGAUGCAACACUCCUGUCACACAUGAAGCAGAAACUAUCCAUGCUGCUUCUCACGUGCAGGGCAUUCAGCUCAUGAGGAAUGAGAACCGGGAUUCAUAGCAUCCCUUGAGACCCCAAUUGACCUUCUUUUCUGCACUAACCGUAGGAUUGACUGCUGCCGGACCACUGACCGUUGCUUUACCUACGAGAGCCUCUCUGAUGGGACCCUGAUCAUCGGAGAUGGACAAUUUCACACCAUCACUAAUGGUUUCUGUGCUUUUCAAAUGCUCCGAUCAGUGGCUAUAUUAAGGCAUUGAAUAAGGUCAGCAAUGAAUAGCUUUGUUCUCAGCACCUUAUCCCAGUGGCAAGAGAGCUGCAUUUGCCUUUGACGAAGUGGGGAAAGCAAAGGACAGUGGGCUUAAAUUUCUACAUGUAGUGUGCAUGAGUACAAGCUCAAAUCUGGUGCAAAUAUGGCUGAAAACCCCGAAGACCCCCUUGUAUUGUUGGAGAUCCUGGAGGUGUUAGGUGCAUGCCGCGGGAGCGUGUUGUACGCAGACAUUUGUGUCUAUCUGAGUGGACGCUUCAGCCUGCAGCCGCUUCUAGAAUUACGGAGUCUCUUGUACUCCACCGCCUGUAGAGACCCCUGCUUCCCUGCCACCCUCUUCCGAGAACGACUUCACCCACCCUGCAGCAACCGGCUCUCAGCCGCCGCCGAUGUUGUCUCCCUGUUUAACCUCCUCAUGCACACCCGUACGGCUCCUACAUACACGCAGAACCUUCAGUCUCUGACACCCUGUCAGGUCUGUGGGAAGGGAUUUGUGCGUUACAACUGGCCAGCUGCCCUACCCGUCACAGGAGGAGGGACCGCCUCUGAGGAAUGUAAAUAUGAGAACCUCCCUUAUGAAGCGUCCAGUCAUAACACAGAGGCUUCACACACUCAGACCACCUCCGUGUUGGUCGCUGAGCCUCGCUCGCAUAUACACAACCGGGACAGCAUGCAGAACGCGCAUUCUAGGGACAUUUCCAUUGAUGAAGUCAAUCAGGAGGCUGGCAAGACACCGGUGACCAAUCAGGGAACCCGCGUUGCUCGUUCCUGCUCGCAGAAGAGGAGUGCCUUUAAAGAAGGGAUUCACAAUGUUCCACUCAUAUCCAUGGAAGGCAGCGGCCCGUCAGAUCAAAGCCCAGAUGGACCAAGAUCAGAUGGAGAGGACCUGCUUUACGCUCCCCAAAAGAACCCCUAUCCAGACCCUGCAACAUAUGCAAACGACCACCACAACCCGGCAUCACAUGCGCAUGAGCAUUCGUACGCUUACACGACUCAUUCGAAUGCACCUGAACCGGAUGCACACGUGGCUGACACGCAAUCGUACGAUGAUGCCGCAAACCCCUACGACCAUCAGACUCAGUGGCGUCAGGCAAAGCAUGAGAGUUUGGAUGAACUCCAGACAUCCACCUACUUCGGCCCUUCAGUCUCCAACCAAAAGCACCAAAGCUCUGCUCUUCAAAUCAAAAGCCACAGCUUGGACAUCGACAGCAGGACAGCGGACGAAAGACCUGAGCCUGAAACGACCGGCCUGCAGAAACCCAGAUCAGAGCGGUCUGUCUUAGAGAAGUCUGGAUUACGAAAACCAGGAUCUGUUAAACUUAGCAUCGACAGAUCAAGCUUCGACAUUCCUGGUUUUGAUCCUCGCAUCGUCAAUACGGUGCGGGACACUUUCAAACGGCUGAGCGGCAUGAGUUUGGACGCAUGGUACGAUUGGUCACCGAGCAUGGAUGGCAUGGUUAGCGUAGGCACCCAAACAGAGCCUGCAGAUCGGCGUGCUUUACGAAGCCUCAUGCUUGCCGAUAAACUCUCCAUUGACAACCCUGACAUCGGCGAGGAUGACAUCAGCGCCAUCUUCCGUUUCCUUGACGAUAUUAGCAUGUGUGGCUCCAUGGCAGUUCUGCCAGGGGAAAUAGGCGGGGCUCAGGAAGGGGGCGGGGCUGGGCUGCCAGAGAGGCGUGAACGUUUGGGAAAGUUACGGAGGUUGUUUCACUCCUUGGAGGCACCAGAAGAGGGCGUGAGAUGGGGUGUGGGGCGCCUGCUCCAACGGGUCACGGAACUGGAGCAACAGCUAGAGCCAAUUGCAGAGCUACGUGAGCAGCUGGCCCUCGUGCUCUCCACGCUAAACCGUCUGGAACAGCGGGAGCAGGUCGCAUGCCUGCAUCAAAUGCACAUACAGCCACAGCUCACAGCACGGCCUAGCGUGCAGCAACAGCAGGGGUCCCCGCGGACCAAUCCGGGGACAGAGGGCGUCAAUGAGGCAGCGGCGAAACGCAGGCAUCUGUUUGUACGCAGGACCUCCAGGAGCCACACGGAGAGCAGCGGGUCAGAAGCCCCCAGAGAGUGGAGCAUCAGUUUCAGCAAGGAGCCACACAUACAGCCUGCUAAGUCAGAUCAUUUAGGUGGAGUGCAUAAAAGAGAAGGCUCUGUAGUGCAGGAAGUGACUAGCAUUCACCUCAUGCCACCUGAGACCCACAAUGCACCACGCCGCACAUCUGUCCAUAGCACUGCUCAGCAUAUGACUGAACGCCCCAGAGUGACCUGGAGCCAGUCAGACUUAACACCGCUUGAUCUUCAGGCCCCUGAGUCUUUGGAGUUCUGGACGGAUGAGAUUUACACGCCGGCCUCCGACACGCUCCUGCGGCGUUCGCAUUCGUACACCCGUUGCAGCAGGAACCAGGUGUACCGUAUCGCUGCCCUCAGCGUCACUGCCACCAUCAUCCUCAUCCUCAUCAUCGUCAUUCCAGUCAGCACUGUGUAACGUACAUGCAGCCACAUUGAAUGGUCCUAUUCGUGUUUAUUUGAUAAUAAUAUCAAGAUUUUAAUUAAU
Messenger RNA from Cyprinus carpio (common carp), 3053 nucleotides. RefSeq names its product major intrinsically disordered Notch2-binding receptor 1-like. Gene Ontology annotation, cellular component: plasma membrane. The record is from RefSeq and is a predicted model, not a curated record. Gene Ontology annotation, biological process: negative regulation of TOR signaling; negative regulation of cell population proliferation. Lineage: Eukaryota; Metazoa; Chordata; Actinopteri; Cypriniformes; Cyprinidae.